AGUUGGACAUUGGCCUCCGUAAGACGAAGAGUCAGGGAAAAAGAGCCGUAGGGUGCAGGAGACAGGAGAGCACGAGUACGGCUGCCCCCUCGGAUUUCUUCUCAACGACCCACAGGACAGAGCGGAAGGAUGCGAUUGUCCACGAUUUUUGAGCUAUUGCUAAUCCUCUUGUUGGUGGCCUUCGCGGCUUACGGCCGAGUAAUUGAUCGCAAUGAGGCGACGCAUCGGGUGACUCGUGCCGCGAAUAACGUGAAGCAGACUGAUAUAGAUCUAUCGACGAUGUCGCUGAAACAGGCGACCGACAGCGUAAACCGAUACUGCACCUGCAACGAGAACAUCUGCAAUUGCUGUCGGGACUUUCACAUACCGCUUGUGCAGCUGAAAGGACCGGGAUGCGCUUCGUUGCAGUACCUUCAGGGUGACAAUUUGGCGGUCCAGCUGAGCUUCGGCGACAACAUAUUAACCAGCACGAUCGUUAACGGAAAGAAUCCGAAGCCUGUGUGCGUACCGCUACCGGGUGGCUUCACCAAAUUCUGUGGCAGAGUUUAUUCCAUCCAACGCGAUGCGAAGAAUCACUUUAAGGCAUGCCUCGGCUUAGAACUGCAAUCCCCUACCGAGUUGGAAGCUACCCUCCGCGUCAGUUGUUUCAGAUUCGGUCCAGAGGGUCUGAAGCUUCGACCGGCCGAGCCGCUUCCAGUUGUCGAGACGGAAGCCGUUUCGGAAGAAGACGACGAUGAUGAUUUUUUCGGGCUUGGCGCGGACGAUGACGACGACGACGAUGAGGACGAUGAAGGACCCGCGAAUUCCGUUCCCGAAGGCGCGGGAGCUGACGCACAGGAAUCAGACGAUGAUGACGAUGAUGACGACCUGUUGGGCUUCAGUGCUCUAUUGGAUAUCUUCACUGGCGACGACGACGUGCCGUCGAGACCUCAAUUUACCACUGCGGCGCCGUUAUUGGAAUUCACGAUACCGAUUCUACCGCGACCAACAACUCCCUCACCGUUGGAGGAUCACGAGCUGCCCAUCUCGCCCAACAACGAGCAGGAAAUUAACUACGAGGAGGACGACGACAGCACCCAGGAACCGUUCAAGACGGAAGAGGAGGAAGAAGAUACGGGAUUGAUCGAGAGCAACACCGAAGACAACACUGACGAGAACAAGGAACAGGUCACGGAAUCCUCCAAUAAAAUCGUGUACACCGCGAAACCCGAUAAGGCGCCAACCGUCAAUAAAGUGAAGAAGGGAGUCGUCGGAGACAAGAAGAAACCCACGGUGACGUCGACCAGUGUCAACGCCAUCCACGAUCCUGAGAAGCCGUCGAAGAAACCCAUUAAGGAUGAGGACGACGAAGAUGACGACGACAUUUUAGACGAUGAUGAAGAUAUCGACGACGAGGAUGAUGAAAUUCUCGACGAUGACGACGAUGAUAAGGACGACGAAGACGAAGACGAAGACGAGGAGGAGGACGACGACGACGAUAAACUGGACGAUGAAAAGCACGAAGAGCACGACGACGAUGAAGAGGACUUGAAGACCGAGGAUUUUGCCGAUUUAGACGACGAUGACGACGACGACGACGAGGAAGAUGCUAUGUUGAGUGCUCUUAUAGGUACUGGUAAAAGUAAGAAGAGCAAAGAAAAUACGAAGACCAAUCAAACCAACGUCCAUGAGCACGACGAUGAGGAUGACGGUCUUGGCUUGGGAUUUUUUGCUAGAGAAAGGCAUUCGGAAAAUCAUCAAAGCAACAUCACGAGGCUUUGAAAUUGUACAGACCGUUGCUCCAGUCAGUAGGAUAAUUGGGAGUUGAAGAAAGCUCAUUCUUCUUAUCUGGCCAUGAGUACGUUGGCCCAACAAAACUCAAGGCGUUUUGUGUCGGAUCAGCGGAGCGUUCGUCGAAGAUUUGGUGGAUUGGUAUAAUUGUGACAGUGCGACAUAUUUUUUAACGAUAAGAUUACAAGAGUCAACGUUUCUCGAAGCGUAAUUUCGUGAUGGUCUAAAAAUAAAACAGGUGCAUGUUCUUUACGACAUGCUAAUAUUACUUUAUAAUGAUAAUCAUAAAAAAGAUCGUCAAUUUUACAGUAGUUGUUAAUUGAUUUUAUUGUUGGAAAAUAAGCGGUUCACUUCGCUAUCACAAUUAUCUUUUUGUGUAGUUAAUUUUUUAUUUAUUGAAUAAUAUGGAGACUGAUACGAGAUCUUAGAGCGAAGAUGAAAGAGCUUUCUUGAGAGAAGGCUCAAAUAGAAUUGCGUGAAUUAAUGGGAAAUUUUCACGUCUGGGAAACAAGAUCCCGGGAAGAUUUUUAUAUAAUGCGAGAAUUUGAAGGAUGCUGUUUAUGAGCAAGACUUAUACCAUAUAUAUUAAAUUGUUUGUGACCUCAGCCAUAAUAAAUUGCUCGAUUAGUUUAACGUUAUUUAUUAAGAGCAAAUGAAUAUUUAUGAUUUAUGUAUUUAUUAAGUUAUUUAUUGACUCUGUAAUAA
Messenger RNA from Wasmannia auropunctata (little fire ant), 2475 nucleotides. Its product is annotated as protein PFC0760c. Lineage: Eukaryota; Metazoa; Arthropoda; Insecta; Hymenoptera; Formicidae. The transcript has 6 exons. Bases 130 to 1761 code for a protein of 543 amino acids. The record is from RefSeq and is a predicted model, not a curated record.